Messenger RNA from Labeo rohita (rohu), 4872 nucleotides. RefSeq names its product collagen alpha-1(XX) chain (gene col20a1). NCBI's taxonomy places the organism in Eukaryota, Metazoa, Chordata, Actinopteri, Cypriniformes, Cyprinidae. The record is from RefSeq and is a predicted model, not a curated record. Bases 148 to 4860 code for a protein of 1570 amino acids. Gene Ontology annotation, molecular function: protein binding. The transcript has 42 exons.
ACACCUAACCCAAACCACAGUACAGGCAUAAACGGCAGCAAAUGGGAAGUGAGUGACCGGGACUCAAUGUGUUAACAUCUCUUACCUGUGUGGAAUGCGCCAGGUACACGCUUCAGCUUCAGGUCUUUAAUUGAUACCAGCGCAAUCAUGACGGCCCACAGCUUUGCUCUAGUCCUCUCAGAGCGAACGACACUCAUCCUGGUGAUGGUUCUCCUAAUGCUGGUUUCUGAAGUCCAUUCGCAAGGCCGGCUGAAGCUAACUGUUUUGUCUGAGGAUCGGCUGCAGAUGAAAUGGAAGGAAGCAGAAGGACCGGUGCAGGGCUAUAAGGUCCGUGUGCGGCCCAUCACAGAGGUUCCUCAGCCGGAGCUGAUGCUGACAACCACACGUGGACGGGCCACGGUGGCAGGCCUGGACCCCAGACAGGAGUAUCUCCUCCAAGUUAUGGUUCUCAAUGGGACGCAGGAGAAACUGAUUGCAAAGAGGCGCUUCACGAUUGAUGGGUUGCGUGAGGAUGAGCAGAUCCGCAGUGGGAACAGGGAGCAGAAGAAGAAAACUCACUCCAUUGGUUCUGGAUCUGGAGAAGUGGAUGAUGUGACGGAGGCACUAGCUGCCCUUCCCACUGUGCUCUACCAAGAACCUACAACUACAGAGCCUACUGCUGCACCUGAGCUUGAGCCAGAAGUUGACAGAAACACCAAAGAAAAGAAAAAGAAGAAAGACAAGAAUCGAUCCAAGACUGAGGAUAAAAAUGAUCAAGAAGAAACUGGAGGGAAGUCAGCUAGAGAGGAAGUCACCAUUACCAACAAACCAAGAAAAACCACCCCAACCCAACCUGUCACAGCUGUUUCCACACGAAAGCCAUUUGAAUGCAGUGCUGGAGCUCAGGCUGAUCUGGUCCUUCUGGUGGAUGGAUCUUGGAGCAUCGGCCGCACAAACUUCAGAAAAGUGCGUGACUUCUUGGAAGGCCUGGCUGUCCCGUUUCACAUUGGGCCACAGGGUGUGCAAAUAGCAUUAUCUCAGUACAGUGGAGAUCCACGGACAGAGUGGAAUCUUAAUAACUUCACCUCUAGAGAGCCGCUCCUGGAGGCCAUCAGGAACUUUAGAUACAAGGGAGGCAACACUUUCACAGGUCAGGCUCUCAUACAUGCUCUUGAGAACAAUCUGAAGGAGGAGGUGGGGGCACGACCCAACACCCCACAGUUCCUGCUACUGUUGACUGAUGGGAAAUCUCAGGAUGAUGCCAUUGCCGCAGCCAACAAGCUGAAGAUUGCUGGUGUAGAGAUCAUUGCAAUAGGUGUGAAGAAUGCAGAUGAGGCAGAACUGAGGCAGGUGGCAUCUGAACCGCUGGAGCUGAAUGUGUAUAACGUGAAUGAUUUUCCUUUGCUCAGUAAACUGGUGGGAAGACUAGCACGCAUCCUCUGUGGCAAGAUUGAAGACCGUAUUAAAGCAAAGAGAAUGGAGCGUCCCACUCAGGACCCAGUUCUGUCCUAUCCCAGCCCAACUGAUCUGCAAUAUUUAGGACUAGGCUCGAGAGAGGUGCGGCUGCGUUGGACCGUUCCCACCAAAAGUCCUCAGCAGUACAGAGUGGUAUACCACACCGCUGAAGGACAGAGUCUGAAAGAGGUGGUGGUGAAUGGAACAGACUCCACUGUUUUGCUGACAGGACUGUCCUCACAGACACAGUACCACCUGUCCAUCUUUCCUGUGUAUGAGAACAAUGUGGGCUCUGCUCUGAGAGGCACCUUCACCACAUUACCAUUGGCGAUACCUGAGGCUUUGGAGGUCACCGCUUCCUCCCCUAGCAGUCUGCGGGUGCGCUGGCAGCCGGCAGCGGGAGCCACACAGUACAUGGCCUUAUACUCAGCACUCAAUGAUGGAGAGCCUGAUGAUGCCAAAGAGGUGAAGUUUGGACCUGCUCAGACAGAUGUGGAGUUGGUGGAUCUGAUGCCGUCCACAGAUUAUUCAGUCACACUUUAUGCUCUGUAUGACGAGGAUCCCAGUGACCCAAUCACAGCCAUCGGCACUACCUUCCCAUUGCCGUCUCCUCUCAGUUUGCAGUUUCCCAUGGUCAGUCACAGCACUCUGAAGGUCACAUGGGUCCCUGGAGCUGUCGAUGUUCCUGCACACCGCAUCAUCUACAGCACCAAUCAUGGCAGUGAUGUCAAGCAGGUUGAGGUCAAAGCUGUGAACACAGUGUUGCUGCAGAAUCUGUCUUCCCUCUCCAGGUAUCUGGUGUCAGUUCAGUCUCUCUACGAAAAGGGCCUGUCCACACCUAUCACAGCCAAUGUCACUACCUUAAGGGUCCCAGCUCCCUCAGAUCUGAGAAUCGCUAACUUCUCCGGCAGUGACAUAACAGUGCGAUGGGAAGCGGCGGCGGAUGACGUGGUCUCAUAUCUCAUCAAAUGGAUCUCCCUCAGUGAAGGAGACCUCAGGCAGUUGACUGUAGAUGGGGAGAGCGAGGGGGCAAUCUUGGAGGAGGUUGAGGAAGAUAAGGAAUAUCAGAUUUCACUCUCUGCGUUAUAUGCCGAUGGCGCUCAGAGUGAGGCCGUGGCCAUACGAUACAGCACCUUAUCUGGAGGUGGUCCGAGCAGUUUGUCUAUCUCAGAGGAGACAGCAGUCAGCAUGCUGGUCACCUGGGUUCACCCCAACGCUCAUGUGCUGCAAUACCGCGUAUCGUACACUCCACUCAAUGGGGAUGCGAGGGAAAACACAGUGUCAUUGCCAGGCAGCGAGAGGCGCGUCCUGCUGCAGAAUCUGCUGCCUGACACUCGUUACAGUGUGCUGGUGACUGCUGAGUACCGCAACAGAGAGGGCGGCAGUGCCUCAGCCCAGGGGAAGACCACCAGCCUGCGGGUGAGCAGCGUGAGUGUGGUGCGGUCUGACCACUCCAGUAUAUGUGUGUCCUGGAGGCCGGUACCAGCGGUCAGUGGUUAUCGCAUAGUCAUCCAGGCACUCAAAGACAAACAGACAAAGGAGGACAUAGUAGAUGCUGCUAGCAGCAGUCACUGUUUUUCUGAGCUGCAGCCUGAGAAGGUGUACCGCAUCAGUGUGCACUCCCGUGUGGGAACAGUAGAGGGUGCUGGUGUCACUAUCCUUCACCCCACAGCUACCGCUCCAGUGAGAAUUCAGGUUCCUCCUCGACUGCAUCCCAUACAAAGAGAAGUGUGUCCUGAGACUACAGUCAGAAAUCAUGUGGUUAAAGGCUUCAACAUGAUGGAAGCGUUCGGUCUAACUCAGAGAGCUCACUCUACUGUUGAGGGUGUGGCAGCUGAACCUUUCAUCUUCAGCACCUUACCCAGUUACACCCUCUACAGAGACGUACAGUUGACCCAGAGCACAGGCUUUAUCCAUCCAGCUGGCUUUUCUCCAGAACACACCAUCAGCAUGGCCUUUAGGCUCUUGCAGGAUUCACCCAGGGAGCCCUUUGCCCUUUGGCAGCUCACGGAUAAUGACUUCCAGCCCAAGAUGGGUGUGGUCCUGGACCCUGAGAAGAAGAUUCUGCUGUAUUUCAGUCUGGACUACAGAGGAGAGAUACAGGAACUGACCUUUGACCAGCCACAAGUCCACUCAGUUUUCUAUGGUAGCUUUCAUAAGAUCCAUUUGUCGGUCAGUCAGGUGAGUGUAUCUCUGUCUGUAGACUGCCAGCGGGUUGGUGAGAGGCCCGCACGCCCCUUGGGAACUUUGCCUACUGAUGGUUUUGAGAUGUUGGGUAAACUAAUGAGGACACGUGGACCUCACAGCGGAUCUGCAGCUUUUCAGCUGCAGUCCUUUGAGAUUGUGUGCAACACUACUUGGGCAUCAGAAGACAACUGCUGUGACCUGCCCUCACAGAGAGAUGAGGAGAGCUGUCCCGCACCUGCUUAUGCAUGCACCUGCACCACCGAUGUCCCCGGAGCACCUGGAGACACCGGGCCACCUGGGAGACCUGGCCCUCGUGGGGAGAAGGGAGAAAAGGGAGACUUGGGACAAAAGGGAGAGGUGGGCCCACCUGGUAAACCGGGCCCUGAAGGCGGCUUUGGCUCUCUUGGACCCGCUGGUCCACGGGGAAUAACUGUAAUGGGCAAAGUGGGUCCACCAGGAGCAAGAGGAGAAAAAGGAGAUAUUGGAAGACCGGGCAGUCAGGGUUUACCAGGGCCUCCUGGUCAAAAAGGUGAAGAGGGCAAGCCUGGUCCUCAGGGAACCAGAGGAGUAGAGGGUAAUAUCGGUAGCCCGGGAAUCCCAGGAUCAAGAGGUUUCCAGGGUAUGCCUGGUCAUCCAGGACCAGUGGGAGAGAGAGGGCCACUAGGUCCUGUAGGGCCCACUGGUCUUCCUGGAAGUAAGGGUGAGAGAGGAGAGAAGGGUGAGCCACAGUCUCUUGCCAUGAUCUACCAGCUUGUUACACAGGCCUGCGAAAAACUUGUGCACAAUGAAGUGCUGAAGUUGGAUGCUUUUCUGAACGAGAUGAACCGUAAGCCAGUGCCCAUCCAGGAACCAGUAGCACCACCAGGAGAGCCUGGGAUACCAGGAGAAAGGGGGCCACCUGGAUCCCGAGGAUCUCAGGGUCGACAAGGAAGCAGGGGGGAGUCUGGGAAACCAGGGUAUCCUGGUGAGCAGGGACGCAGAGGAAUGCCUGGUGAAAAGGGCUCUCCAGGAGCAAAUGCGGUGGGACCACAAGGAAUAAAAGGUUUCGCAGGACCUCCAGGUGAAGCGAAAAUAGGGGAACCAGGUCCCAAAGGAGAGGAUGGUAAAGUAGGACCUCCAGGUAUUCCAGGACCUUCAGGUCAGCAAGGAGAAAUGGGACCCCCUGGGAUAUGUGACAGCAGUGGAUGUUAUCAAGGACCCCCAGCUGAAGAGGAUCCAUACCUUGGAUAUCAGCCUUGAGUUGAGAAGUUA